CGGAUCAUCUGGGAUAAGGGCUUACACCGGGCCACUGAAGCAAAGAGCACUGCUGACCAAAAAAUGCUCCUAGCUGUGGCUGGUGACAUGAAGCCUGGUAAAAUGAAUUCUGUAACAUCCGCCUUUCUGAAGAGGAGUUCCAUCUCUCCGAAACAUCGCCUCUGGACGGCCUUUCACAAGCCCAUCCUGGCCCUGCUGGUUGGGGGGCUUCUCUUCGGAGCGGGCACGGCUGCAUCCCUGCUGUACUUCACCCAGCUGGGGAACGUGCCCUACCUGGUUGGACCGGUGCUGCUGUCUGUUGGACUCAUGUUUCUGGUGACCGGGCUGGUGUGGAUGCCGGUCAUCAAGCAAAGGAUGGAGCACAAAGCGCUGACACAGAUGAAUUACAGCAAAUUCACCUCAGAGGUGUCCGGCGGCUACACACGACCUUGUCCCAGCAUCUCCCAAAGUGUAGAUUUGCUGGCAUGAUAUGGCUGUAUCUUGUGUGGAUGGUUUGUUACAGUUGUAAUUGCAUUUGUGGAAGUAAGCCAUUUCCGUCUAAUGGAGUUAUAAAUUAGUGGAGUUUUUUUUAAUUCUUUUUAUGUGGGACAAUUUGCAUCUUUCUGUCAAAUGACAACCAAACAAGGACUUCUUAUCUCUUAUGCUAUAAGCUGUCAUUUUCAUUUCUCCCAUUGUUGCCAGGGAUUGGUUAAUCCCACCAAACAGGAUUACGAAGGCAGAAAAUGCUAUUGAUGUUAGAGGCCAUUUGAAUGCUGACUUAAUCUAACUGAUGGUAUUUCUUAUUAAUCCUAACUCUAGUUUGAAA
This is a messenger RNA of Sardina pilchardus (European sardine), 805 nucleotides long. RefSeq names its product phosphoinositide-interacting protein-like. The transcript has 2 exons. Gene Ontology annotation, cellular component: plasma membrane. NCBI's taxonomy places the organism in Eukaryota, Metazoa, Chordata, Actinopteri, Clupeiformes, Clupeidae. The coding region runs from base 64 to 468 and encodes 134 amino acids. The record is from RefSeq and is a predicted model, not a curated record.